Molecule: messenger RNA, 1947 nt
Organism: Mesorhabditis belari
Lineage: Eukaryota; Metazoa; Nematoda; Chromadorea; Rhabditida; Rhabditidae
Source: the annotation of a GenBank genome assembly
AUGCAGAUUUGUAUAUGUAAAUUUAGAGACGAAGAUGUGAGCGGGACGAAGAUACAGGCGACUCCUAUCCGGAAAAAGAGGAUUUUGUCAAGGCCUACAAUUGAAUUUAUCAAUUUCCAUCCUGAAGCCAUCGAGUUUGUGGACCGAAAAGUGAAAUCGCCAUCGAAAGUGGACAAGUACACGCACAUUGGAAGAACAAAUGAAUUGAGAUUCAAAAUGGUAAAGUCUGAUUCCCGAUUGAUCAAGACUCUUCUACACGCGUAUGGGUUCACACAAGCUUCGGUAAACAAUCCGGUCUUCAAUUUGCUUUGGACGGGUGCUCAUUUGAAAUCACACAUUUUGCGAAAUCUAAAACCGUGGCAAAGAGCUAAUCAUUUUCCGAGAUCUUACGAGCUCACUCGAAAAGAUAAACUUUCUGACAACAUUGCUCGAGCGAAGAGAAAUUUCGGAACACCCUUUGACUUUAUGCCUAAAUCUUUUGUCACUCCUCGAGAUUUGUCCAAAUUGUCAAUGGAGAUCGAGGAAAACUCGCAAAAUCUUUGCACAUACAUUGUGAAGCCGAUCAACAGCUGUCAAGGAAAAGGAAUUCAUUUUGUGAAUAAGGCUGACGAGGUUUCACUUGAGAAAAAGCUUCUUGUCUCUCACUAUGUCGCAAAUCCACUUUUGGUGAAUGGACACAAAUUCGACUUAAGAGUUUACGUGGCUGUGACAUCAUUUUAUCCACUCAUUUGUUACGUCUACAGCGAAGGACUUGCGAGAUUUGCCUCUGAACAAUACUCGUCGACUGCGGAAAAUGGAAAAGAAUUUGUUCACUUGACAAAUUAUUCGUUAAACAAGAAUAGUACUACCUUCGUCAAGAAUGAAACUUUUUUUGAGGAAGAUUUUGGACAUAAAUGGACACUCGGUGCGCUUUUGAGACAUUUGCAAAAGCGGGGAGUCGAUUCAAAAUUACUGAUGAUUCGAAUCGAAGAUCUCGUCACCAAAACAUUGCUAUCCGUUCAGUCAACUAUCUCCGCAAAAUGCCGUAGCACCGUUUUGGCGAUCAACACGAACUUUGAGCUUUUUGGCUUUGACAUCUUGGUCGAUUCAAAGUUGAAGCCAUGGCUUUUGGAAGUGAAUCUCUCGCCGAGCCUUACUUGUGAUGCUCCGCUCGAUUCCUUGGUGAAAACACGCCUCAUUUGUGAUCUUUUCAACCUCGCUUGCAUUCCGUUUUACGAUCGCAAACCGAGAAAUGGGCAAAAUGAGACACCAAAAAUUCGAAUGGCAAGCCCUUCGCUUUUGCCCGUAAAGAAAUCUCCAAUUGCAAAGAAUCUUGUAAAUGGCAGACCUUUGGAUUGUCGAGCGGUGAAACACAUACGAAAGCUAAGAUUCGAAGAUGCGAGAAGAGGGGGAUUUAUUCGAGUUUUCCCAAGAGUUGGAUCUUUUCACCUAUACAAAGAGUUGAUGUCGCAUAGUGGAGUCGAGAAAUGGGACGAACGAUUGUAUGAGAGUGUUUUUGGCGAAAAAUCAUUCGACGAGGAGGGAGUAUUUGCGCAAAAGUUCCACGAGCAGUUGAUGAAAGUUGAAAAGUUUCCUUCGACGAAUCUACUGGACAACGAUGUCUCACAAGCUAUUUCAACUUGGCUUGACGGAGCAGAAGAAUACCUGCAAAAAGUGACACGGGAAGGCGAGACGUACAUGGCCAAGCUACCACUGGUGAGAGAAUCGGCUCGUCUCCGCACAAAGAGUUGUUCCGAUUUCUACGAAGCUCGAGCUGCAGCAAAGUUAGUGGAGCCAGUUGUGGAGAAUUUUGCAGCCACUUAUCAAAAAGAAAUCGAUGAUAGUAUAAUGCCGUUAAACGACUUGACAAACAGUGGUCACGCGCUCUUGGAUUUUGCAAACCUUAUCGAGAAUCGAUCCAUUGACGCAAAUUUGUGUUCCACCUCCACUGCUACCACCGUUAGCUGU